Nomascus leucogenys (northern white-cheeked gibbon) is the source of this 949-nucleotide messenger RNA. RefSeq names its product centromere protein S. Lineage: Eukaryota; Metazoa; Chordata; Mammalia; Primates; Hylobatidae. The record is from RefSeq and is a predicted model, not a curated record. Gene Ontology annotation, biological process: regulation of cell migration. Gene Ontology annotation, cellular component: extracellular region. Gene Ontology annotation, molecular function: neuropeptide hormone activity.
GGGCGGAGCUGCGUACUUUGUCCGCCCGCGCGGCCCGUCGCCCGCGCCGCGGCGGGAAAAUCCGACCUGGCCGCGCACCACUGCCCUUUCUCGGCCCUCCUGCGUUUGCCCAGGGUCUGCCCGCAGUGAUGGAGGAGGAGGCGGAGACCGAGGAGCAGCAGCGAUUCUCUUACCAACAGAGGCUAAAGGCAGCAGUUCACUAUACUGUGGGUUGUCUUUGCGAGGAAGUUGCAUUGGACAAAGAGAUGCAGUUCAGCAAACAGACCAUUGCGGCCAUUUCGGAGUUGACUUUCCGACAGUGCGAAAAUUUUGCCAAAGACCUUGAAAUGUUUGCAAGACAUGCGAAAAGAACCACAAUUAACACUGAAGAUGUGAAGCUCUUAGCCAGGAGGAGUAAUUCACUGCUAAAAUACAUCACAGACAAAAGUGAAGAGAUUGCUCAGAUUAACCUAGAACGAAAAGCACAGAAGAAAAAGAAGUCAGAGGAUGGUAGCAAAAAUUCAAGGCAGCCAGCAGAGGCUGGAGUGGUGGAAAGUGAGAAUUAAAGUCCCUCACCGCUUGGAGAAUGCAGCCUUCUACAGGUAGAGCCACCUAGAAAUGCAUAUGGCUGCAAAGGAAACUUUGAAGGGUUAAAUAGAGAUUUAAAAAAAUAAAAUAAAAAGGCUGGGCUAGGGGGCUUUUCGUGCUGAAUUCUCCACAUUGUUAACUGCAAAAGCUAGGUUUAGAGAAUGGGAAAGUCUUAAGCAAAAUACUCCCAGGUCUCACUCCAGAACAUAAAAAUGGUGUGUGAUUGAAUGGUAUAUAUUAGAAAUUACAUCUAUUGUAAUUAAAAUUGUGUGAGCAAUUAAACAUGGUUGACUUUUUCAAGCAAAAAUCAGUUCAUCUUUUGAUGUAAUUUUCUAGGCUAAAUGAGAAUCUCUGAAAGAUGAAUAAAGCUAUAUUUAUUUAG